Molecule: messenger RNA, 6887 nt
Organism: Aplysia californica (California sea hare)
Lineage: Eukaryota; Metazoa; Mollusca; Gastropoda; Aplysiida; Aplysiidae
Product: nuclear pore complex protein Nup214
Biological process (GO): RNA export from nucleus; protein import into nucleus
Cellular component (GO): nuclear pore
Molecular function (GO): structural constituent of nuclear pore; protein binding
Source: RefSeq, a predicted model, not a curated record
UGACAAUUGCUUGAUUUUGUUUCAGUUUCGUUCGGUGAGUUUCCUCUAGAUCAAGGCGGCCAACGCCAAAUUGGACCGGACAGAUUCCAUUCCAAAGCGAUUGAGUAAAUGUUACAGGCUAAAUAUUUGAGAUAUUGAAGUAGAAAGGGCUUAUUUAGCUAUCUGACGAUCGCAUUUCUAUGUCAUUUUCUUAAAGAAACAGCUACUGACUCCUGACCGCUUGCGGAAUAUGUCCGUCGAACCACCCGAAAGAGACGUGAAGGACUUUGAGUUCAUCCAGUUGUGCAAAUUUCGGAUUGCUCCACCGGAUCCAGAUGUUUCCACGAGCCGGCUGAAACUCCUGGCCUGCUCCUCACAGUAUGGAUUACUCUUUUACGGCACGAAACAAGGUUUCUACGCUGUCAAAACCUCGGAGCUGAUGGCCAUUGAUGAGAAGCUGGGGAAAGAAAGGACGAAAGUGGUCAUCUCGGACAUCCCACUGCAGUACAACGUCCCUCUGAACUCGCCCGUUUUGUCGCUGGACUGCAGCGGUGAUGGGAAAACCCUGGCGGUCAUCGUCAAGGAAGUGGGUCAGCUGGAUGUUCUGCUGUACGACGUCCGGGCAUUUCUGGACAAGAACUGUGCCAUCCCGGGGCCGUUCACGCAGACUCGCCUGCAGGCCGCCCCCUCAGCCUGCGUGGUGGACUCGGCCUGGAACCCCGCCUUCUUCAACCUGCUCUCCCUGUGCCUCUCUGAUGGCUCUGUCCAGCUGCUGGAGGUGAAGGAGAGGGCGGUGCUUGUCGCCUCGUUGCCCUCCACUGUGGCCGCUACUUGCUUCUGCUGGAGUCCCAAAGGCAAGCAACUCCUUGUAGGGAAAAAAGACGGCAGCUUCACUCAGUACGACCACAUCAUGGUGGAGAAAAGGCAGUGGCCGUGUCCCAACGUUCUGAACGGACCUCAUGCAGCCGUGGAUGUGGUGUGGCAAUCGACAUACGUUUUCAUGGCUGCAUUUCUCCAGGCAGGAGCGCCACCCGCAGAUCAGCCAUCUGUGGUGAUGACUUCCUCAAACAAGGAGAAUAAUACCACGUACAUAAACUUUGAAGAUGUUUGCUAUGGGAAUGGUGAAUCGAGAAAACCGAAAUACUUUUUCCACUUUGUCCAGAAGUGGGAAAUGAUUCUUAUGGCAUCAAGCAAUGCCACGGAAACCACUGUUGUUGGUAAAAAUCUGGAUGACAAGGUGAACUGGGAGCACUGGAACCUGGAGGACUGCUCAAGGGCUGAGCUGCCGCUGACAGACGACAAGAACGACUCGUACCCGAAUGGUCUGGCCGUGGACUACUCGCCGCAGAAGGACGUUGUGCUAAGCGAGAGCAAGACGUUCCCAGCGUGCCCGGUGAUGUACCUCCUCUCCACCGACGGCAUCCUCAUGGCCUACCACCUGAUCUACGCGCACAAGGACGCCCCGCCGAUAACUGCUGACGUACUACCUGUGGGGAACGUGUUGGAAAUUCGAAAGGGUGCUCCCCCCGUCUUGUCGCAGCAAGCACGACCCGGGAUCUUCCAGUCUCCGCAGGCGGGCAGCAGUGGGUCCGUGUUUGGAUCUCCUGCCAUGACUCAAGCCACCAACACAGCCUCCCCGGCCUCAGUCCCCACCCCCCCUGCUCAGCCGGCGCCUUCGCCACAACAGGUACCGUCAUCUGGAAGAGCAGCCUCGACCCCUCUGGGCACCAGUGCGUUGGGACCGUCUUUCCAGUUUGCAGGACUGGGGGCCAAGACAACCACAGCUUCCCCCGCCCCGGCCCUCGCCCCCGCCGCCGCUACCACCACGCCCGGCAACCAGAAACCCCCGCUGCUGUUCCCGAGCCUGGCCUCAUCAUCCUCGGCGCCGUCCUCGUCCAGCGGUGGCCAGGCAGGCUCUCAGACAACUCUUGGCCAGCCCAAGGCCUCCAAUUUCCCCUUCUCGUUCGGGUCUCCAGCUACCAGCACAGUUCAAAGUUCAGCGUUUUCCUUUGUCCCAGCGUCCAGCACCACUGGGAUCACAGCGGCAGGCGGCGUCGCCCCGACUCAGGCCCAGACUGCGGUCAGGUUCGGCAGCUCUCUGCCUAAGCCGAGUCUCCCCCAAGGUCAGGCCGCCUCUUCUGGGAGUCCGGCCUUGGCAUCCAUGUUAGGGACUCCUCCGAAGCAAGAAGCCAAGCCAUCCCAGCCGCAGCAAGUCCCUGACGCAGCCAGCCAGCAGCGUAAAGGUCCGCCCGCCAUGGGCUCCUUCCCCCCGCAGCAGCAGGACGCGCCAUCAGCCUUCAGCUUCCAGCCCGCGCCUCAAGCCCCCACAGCUCAGCCUGGGCCAGCCACCGCCACCCCUCCAAGACCUGGUUUUGUGUCCCAGCCCAGCCCGGCCGCACUGAGUGCUGCUAGAGCAGUCCCCGCACAGCCUUCAGGAGGUGGCGUGGGCUCUCAGAGGUCGAUCGAAGCCACAGUGGACGACGCCUUCACCCAGAACAUUCUAGAGGAGAUGAAAGAUUUUAAUAAGGAGCUGCAGGAUUUCCGUCAGAGGUCGUGUCGAGAUGUCAAGACUGUUGGCACGAAAGAAGAAAUGCAGACGCUGCGACAAGACUCUGAGAAAAUGAACAACUUCUUGCUAGAGAUCAAAGACACUACUAAAGAGCAGCAGCGAGAGAGCCAGGAGCAGAAGAGCUUUUGCUUCAACCUGUUUGCCAUGGCGGAGGAGUGCAGGGUGAAGCAAGAGCGCGAUUCUGACCCGCACUACCAUUCCUUGUUACAGGGCCGUACGCUGGACCCGGCCAGCGCAGAGAAGCUGAAGAACCUGCAGCAGCUGUGCCAGACCAUAGAGCAGUGUGUGGUGGAGGUGGAUGGCAUACUGGACCGCCAGUGGCAGGAGCACCUGGACAAGAAGAAGUCGCAGCAAAGGCUGCGCACCCCGACGGGCGACACCAUCUACAAGUCGGUGCGCAACAACAACAUGCUGAUCGCGGGCCAGCGGCGGCAGCUGGAGAAGUUGGAGGAACAGCUGCGUAACGUCAAGCUCUACACCAGCUCGCCCGGCAAGCAGACACGGGGCCAGGAACGCUCCAAGAGCAAGUUAAUGUCCCCCAUGACCCCGGGCAGCGAGAGCAGGAAGCCAGAGAAGACCUUGACCUCUGCUGUGGCGGCAGGAAUGACCCCGGAGAAAAUCUCGCGGCUGCGCGACGUCCUGUCUCAGCGCAAAGUCCCGACGGUCAAGUCCACCGUCCCAGCCAACUUGUCCAAAUCAAGAAUCGUCUCUCAGACCCCCGCUGCCAACCUGUCAGCUCUCUCCCCACAGCCGACCCAGGGAUCCCAGUCUGCCGGGCCAGCUGCCCACACACCGCUGCCCUCUCUACCACCGAUGAUGACCCCUAAAGGCUUCCCGGACAGACCGCUGCGGGUCCAGAAAGGCCUGCCCCUGAUGGAUCAGUUGCAGCAAUCUCCAGCUCCUGUCACACAGGUCCUAGGUCAAGGUCAGACCCCGGUCAAGUCGUCGCCCCUAGCGGCGUCUGCGGCAAGUGUAGACAGUCCCAGACAGCAGCAUCAGCAGGGGCCUCCUCCUCCCGCCCCGACCGCCUUCUCCGGCACGGCUUUCUUCAAACACCAGCCACAGCCACAGCAGCAACAGCAGCCCGGACUACACCGGUUUGCCGCCCACGGGCCAUCGGUCGCUAGUGGGCCGGUGGACCCCGCUGUGGGGAUGAGCUCGGCUCCAGUGUCUGUGCCCGCCGUCGGGAUGAGCUCGGCUCCAGUGUCUGUGCCCGCCGUCGGGAUGAGCUCGGCCCCCUUGUCUGUGCCCGCCGUCGUGGGCGUGGGCAGCCUGUCCCGCCAGCUCCUGCCUCCCACCGAGUAUGAGGACAUCACUCCCACGGAGACGGACGAGACCAAUGAUGAGGAUGAGGACGACUACGAUGAAGAGGACAACGGUUAUGAGGACGAGGAUGAGGAUGAGGACGAGGCGGGCUUGGUUGGGAUGGGGAGAGUUUCAGGGUCGGUUGUUUUCCCCGGUGCGGUGGGCCCGGCAGGAGCAGACAGGGGGAUGUCCCUGGGCCCGUCUGCCUUGACGGCUGCUGCGACCACCGCUGGGCUGUUCAAACCUCCGUCCUCUGGUGCUGCUCUUGGCGCUACUCGUCAAGAUUCUAACAAGAGCGAGGCUUCCUCCCGCUCGGGCAGCGUUGGGUUUGCGUUCAACAUGGCUGCCGCUGCGAAGGACGGUGGCGGUGCUCCUGAGGAGGGAUCUAACGCAGACAGGUUUUCCUUCACCACGACUCAGAGCCAGCCUCCUCCCGUGGCCUCCUCCAACGCCGCAGCGACCACUACGGCCUCCUCCUCCUCCUCUUCUUCUUCUGCCUUCUCCGGCUCGCUGUUUGGGCAGAGGUCAGAGACAACAUCAGGUUUCUCUUUCGGAGGUCCAGCCCUCUUUGGGUCAAAGAUGAGUCCGGGCACAGCCGCGAGCGGGUCAGGUGGUGCAGUGUUUGGCUCGGUGGCCACGCCCUCCAAGGGUUUUGGGUUUUCCGACCUGGCCAAGCCGGAGGGGAAAAGUGACACGCCUGCCGUUGGGCCGUCCGAUAAAGUACCAGACGGCCAGGAGUCGUCGGCCAAAGACGCUCAGAAGAAUUUAUCAGCCGCAGCAGGGACAACAGCAGCCACAGCCGCCAGCAGCCGAGCCUCACCAGCCACAGUCUCUUCAGCGACAGACUCGAACGCUACUCAAGAGGGGAGCUCUGUCACAGGAUCCAUAUUUGGAGGGAAGAAAUCUUCUGGGGGGAGUCCGUUCGCCGCCUCCAGCUCUCCUGGCGAGUCGGGGCCCAGCAUGUUUGGCGGCAAGUCUGUCUCCCCGCCCGGUGGCAAGUUUGGCUUCAGCCUCAUCCCGUCGUCCAGUGCAUCCACCGCAGCUACCUUCCCAUUCGGGGCGUCGGCCGCUACAACCCCUCCCUCGACCACCUCUGGAGCGCAGCAACAGUCCGUCGUUGACACAGGGGCAGGGGGAGACAAUCCUUCCACCUCCUCGUUUAGUUUCACGGCGACAGCAGCGGCCCAGAAAUCCCCUCGGGAUGCUCCAUCAUCGACGACUAGCACGGCCGAGACGGGGAAAGCGACUGAGAGUUCUGACUCUGUUGUGGGGACGACCUUGUCCUCUGGCCAGACUGGUUCAGCGUCCAGCGCGGGAAGCGGCACAACGGAUGCCCCUGUGUCGUCUGCUGAGGUACUGGCCUGUUUGGAUCCUCCGCUGGCUCGGGCUCUCUGUUCGGGAACAGUGCUUCGUCUGCCACCACAGACACCACCAAACCCAGCGGUGGUCUCUUCGGCACCCCAGCCACCUCCACAUCAGUGUUUGGAGCCAACCCUGCCACAUCGCAGCAAGGAACAGGUUUCAGCCAGCAGUCUUCGCCCGCGUUCGGUUUUGGUCAGUCCAGUGCGGGGACGUCAGGUUUUGGACAAACCUCUGGAUUUGGACAGUCUACCGUCUCGUCCAGCAGCUCGGCCGGUUCUCUCUUCGGGAGCGGCAGCGGUUUUGGCGGUCUCGGCGGGAAACCCUCGGAGGAAAAGGCCAAACAGAACGUCUUUGGCACGCCGCAGACUUUUGGGAACGGGGCCACCCAGUCGCAGGGUUUAUUCGGCAACGAAGGUGGCUCCACCUUUGGGGGCGCGGGAUCUUCCUCCCCGUUUGGUGGGGGAGGUGGUGGUGGGGGUGGGAUGGGUGGAGGGGGCUUCAGUACCGGGGGUCAAGGGGUCGCUGCUGCAGGCUUUGGCGUGUCCUCGGCCAAUCAGGCGAGCUCCUCUGGCUUUGGAGGGUCUCCAGCAUUUGGGGGCAGCCCGAGUUUUGGCAGCACGUCCUCGUUUGGUGCCAGCAAGCCGGGAGGUUUUGGUUCCAGUCCAGCCUUUGGCAGCAGCGCGGCGUUCAGCUCAGCCCCGUCCUUCUCGGGCAGCCUGGGACAACAGUCGUCGUUUGGCUCAUCCGGGGGAGGCUUCAGCGGUUUUGCCAACGCUGCUUCGCCGUCAUUUGGCUCUCUGGCUCAGUCGUCUCCCUCGACAUCUGUGUUUGGUGACAGUAGCGCAGGGUCCGGGUUCGGAACUUCCCAAACACAGUCCUCUCCCUUUGGUGGUGGGGGCGGUGGGUUUGGAUCCCCGCAGCCUUUUGGUGGCGGUGGUAGCGGCGGUGGCUCUCUGUUUGGCCAGAGCUCAGCUAGUCCUGGCUUUGGUGGAGGGCAGACUCAAGGGUUUGGCGGUAACAGCUCAUUCAGUGCCAAUCCUGCGUUCAGCUCUUACAGAGGCUAAGUGAAGCAGAGAGAGAGAAGAUGACCACAGCACUGGUUAGAGCCUACACACGAGAGAUGACGAACGGACGAACAACUUCACCGCGUGCGAACCAACAGGCUCUGCAGUGGCUACUGGGAUUGAUGCUCCUAAGUUCUGAGCUAUUCUCAUGCUUCAUUUCUUGCCUUAUUGACCUUGUAUCCCUCCUUAUCUACGUGUGUUUAUUUUCUUUGUUAAAGUUAAAUUCAUUCCGUAACAGAAGAUGAAGUAAUUUGUAAGUUGUUUUUCUAUAUUUGAACUUAUUAGUGAGACUACUCGCCCUACCUUUUUUGGGUGUUUUUGUUAAAUUUCUGUGAUUUUUUUUUCAAUUAGCUGUUCAUCGUGUCGUGGAAAAGAGGAUGUGGAAGUGAGUCGACUUCGGAGACCAGUUUCUGGAAAUGUUUUUGUGUUCAAAUUAUAGAGAAAUGAUAAGUGAAAAUGAGACAAGUCCUUCUACUCACACUCAUUAUGGUAACGACACUACCAAAAGCGCUGAUUCUAACUUGUUAAUUUUAUUUUUUCCGGCCAGUUUUAGUUUGGAACUGCUUUACAUGACUUUUGGUGAUAAAUAAAUGGAAGGUCUUUGUAAA